Anopheles moucheti is the source of this 1328-nucleotide messenger RNA. RefSeq lists its product as uncharacterized. Gene Ontology annotation, biological process: DNA repair; reciprocal meiotic recombination; meiotic DNA recombinase assembly. Gene Ontology annotation, cellular component: replication fork; Rad51C-XRCC3 complex; Rad51B-Rad51C-Rad51D-XRCC2 complex. The transcript is spliced from 6 exons. Gene Ontology annotation, molecular function: ATP hydrolysis activity; ATP-dependent DNA damage sensor activity; four-way junction DNA binding. Lineage: Eukaryota; Metazoa; Arthropoda; Insecta; Diptera; Culicidae. The record is from RefSeq and is a predicted model, not a curated record.
AUGUUUAAAAGAUCAGCUCUCGAUUUGUGGAAGGAAGAGGAGAACCGAACCGGGCUGGUGAUGUUCUGCAAAGAUUUGGAUCUUGCGCUCGGUAGUGGCAUUUCCGAGGGCAUGAUCACUGAAUUGUGCGGACCUCCCGGUAGUGGGAAAACACAACUGUGCUUGCAGCUUUCGGUAAACGUACAAAUACCUCGACAGCUCGGAGGCUUGCAAGGACGAGCUGCUUAUCUGGAUACUAAUUACGGAUUUUGCCCGCAGCGAGUGCGAGAUAAACACUAAUAUUUUGUUACAGAAAUGGCCCAAGCAUGCCAUACCCAUUGUACGAACAUUGCGCUACUGCACAAACUUAAUCCGGACGAAAUAAUGGCCGGCUUUUCGGAAGCGACCGCUCUAGAUGGUAUCCUCUAUUCACACGUGACAAAUUGUACGCAAAUUCUGGAAGCAAUAGCCAUCCUGCAGAACAAACUUUACGACGGUGAGAAGAUUAAACUGAUCAUACUUGAUUCACUUUCGUUUCUCAUACGGAAUACGAUCACACGCUCGAUGAAGCGCGUCAAGCGGCUCCACGAAAUACUUACCCCGUUGCAUAAACUCGCCUAUAAAUUCGGUUGUGUGGUUAUUGUUACGAACGACGUGACGACACGCAUUUCGGAUUCGGACUCAUUCGAACGUACGGAAACACCACAGAUAGUGGCCGCACUGGGUGGCAGCCAUACGCACAAGAUUAAUCAACGAAUACUUCUCGGGCGAGAUGAAAGUAACUACGAUUCCCAUACUCAACACCAACCAAACUAUGUGGCGUCCAUAGAAAAGGGACACUUUCUGCCACACAUUGCGGUACCGUUUCGUAUCGAGACGGCGGGCAUUAGAGGUAUCAGCAAGCGAGAAGUUUAAAAGCAACGGAUAAACGAUUCCACAAAAGAGCAUGAGAAACAUUUAUUAAUGCACUGGGUGAGUGAACUUAAGCUAUCAAACCGGUGCAGACCCUGAAACAUUGCAGAGAUGAAUCUCCUAAAACAGGCAACCUUGCGAGCGUACCACAACAUGAUUCAAUAGGCUGUUAGAGUGACCAACACAUCACGAUAGUCACCACUCAGAUCGUCCUGCAAGGAAUAAAUGUUCGAUCAACAAACGAUUUGGUGCUGUGUGGUGCACAUGAAAUUGCGGGCAAGGAGCCAAUCGACGUAAAGGUUGCACUUAGAACGAGGCCAAUGUAGCCAGGAGGUCGCCAAGAUCCCCUCCGACAUCCUCCUGCGAAAGAGAUGGACGGUUUUUUGGGCCCAAAAACAACAGACAUGAGAAAACGGGGAAUACCUGUAUACCUGUAA